Myxozyma melibiosi is the source of this 1079-nucleotide messenger RNA. Its product is annotated as protoplast secreted protein 2 precursor. NCBI's taxonomy places the organism in Eukaryota, Fungi, Ascomycota, Lipomycetes, Lipomycetales, Lipomycetaceae. Bases 313 to 915 code for a protein of 200 amino acids. Gene Ontology annotation, molecular function: FMN binding; NAD(P)H dehydrogenase (quinone) activity. The record is from RefSeq and is a predicted model, not a curated record. Gene Ontology annotation, cellular component: membrane. The transcript has 2 exons.
UCUGCUCUCUGCCACGCUGCAGCAGCGCACUCUCUCGAACAGCUACGAUGCUGGAUGCUGAACGGCGAGACCUCACUCAGGGGCUACAGUUUGGCUACUCACCCGCUGCUGCGAUCCUCCGAGCACGUUAACCGAGGAGGAGCAAGUCAUUAAACGCAAUUGCUGAUUUAAAGCGAUUACGGCAUCAUUUCUAAGCGAUCAUCAACUUCCCUGCUCCCGACUUCCUGCGGCCUUUAAAUACGCGGCAGACCGCCCUCUGAUCUGUCUUCUCCUUCCCCAUCCUCCUCUCCCACACCUCAAUCAACCGCACAAAUGGCCCCCCGCGUCGCUAUCAUCGUCUACUCUCUCUACGGACACAUCGGAGCCCUCGCCGAGGCUACCAAGGCUGGCAUCGAGUCUGUCGGUGGAAAGGCCACCAUCUUCCAGGUCCCCGAGACUCUCUCCCCCGAGAUCCUCACCAUCCUCCACGCGCCUCCCAAGCCCGACUACGCCAUCGCCACAAACGACACCCUCAAGGAGCACGAUGCUUUCCUGUUCGGUCUUCCCACCCGCUACGGAACCUACCCUUCGCAGUGGAAGUCCUUCUGGGACGGCACCGGCGCCCUCUGGGGUAGCGGCGCUCUGAUCGGUAAAACUGCCGGUAUCUUUGUCUCCACCGGCACCCCGCAGGGUGGACAGGAGACCACCGCCCUCAACUCGCUCUCGGUCCUCGUUCACCACGGAAUCAACUACAUUCCCCUCGGAUACCGCGCGUUCCCCCAGCAGACCACUUUCGAUGAAUUCCACGGAGGAUCACCUUGGGGUGCUGGUACCUUCGCUGGUGCCGACGGCUCGCGCCAGGUGACCAAGCUCGAGAAGGAAAUUGCCGAGACCCAAGGCAGUUCUUUCUACAAGAUCGUCGAGAAGCUCUAUUAGACAACCAGGAACGUUAGCGGCCCAAUCGAAUAAAGCCAUGGUCUCUUUAUGGCUCCAAUUGCUCAAUUACCUCAAUUCCCAGAAAUACAGACAGAUUUAGAUCUCUGAUUAUUCAUUCCGUAGCAAUUGAUGAUAUAUCACUAAUCACAAAACCGCUUUGUCUG